Molecule: messenger RNA, 1090 nt
Organism: Octopus sinensis (East Asian common octopus)
Lineage: Eukaryota; Metazoa; Mollusca; Cephalopoda; Octopoda; Octopodidae
Product: putative deoxyribonuclease TATDN3
Exons: 12
Coding region: 147-1052 (301 amino acids)
Molecular function (GO): hydrolase activity, acting on ester bonds
Source: RefSeq, a predicted model, not a curated record
UUUAGGAGAAAAUGGGGGUGGGUGGACGGGCGGAAGUCUUCCAAAAUAUCUGCGCUGUAACAGCUGCCCUUAGCCGCCCCUGCAAAAAACGAAGAUCAGACUUCACCGCAUGAGAUUUGAACUCAGAACAUCAACUAAAUAUUGAAAUGUGUUUCUCCUGCGCUCAACCGGUUCAGCCAAUCCGACCGCAAUACGUCACUCACGUGAUUACUCCCGCCAACAUGGCUGGCGACCCUUCUUUGUUCUGUAUCGAUGCUCAUUGUCAUCUGGCAGACUCGCAGUUUACCAAUGACAUUGAAUCAGUUAUAGAAAGGGCAUUAAAGGCAGGUGUGAAAUCUGCUCUUUGUGUGGCCAUUGGACAUUCAGACUUUGAGAAGAUAAUAUCUUUAAAUAAAAGAUUUCCAGAUUUCGUUGUUCCUUGUCUUGGAGUACAUCCAGUUCAGGAGGAAGAAGAUGGAACCAGUAAAUGUGUGACGAAUGAGGACUUGAAAGAUGCCAUUCCACUUAUUGAAAAAUAUCACGACAAGAUUGCUGCCAUUGGAGAGGUUGGCUUGGAUUUUACUCCUCGUUUCUGUAAAUCAAAGGAAGAUAGAGAGACACAGAGACAAAUUCUUGCUUCACAGGUUGAAAUUGCUAAGAAAUACAAUUUGCCAUUAAAUGUGCAUUCUCGGUCAGCUGGUCGACCCACCAUCAGCCUUUUGAAGGAACUUGGAGCUGAAAAUGUUCUUCUUCAUGCAUUUGAUGGACGCCCUUCCAUUGCAAUGGAAGGGGUUAAAGCUGGUUUUUAUUUCUCAAUUCCACCGUCGAUCGUCAGAAGUGAACAGAAGGAGAAAUUAGUGAAACAAUUACCUUUGGACUGCUUGCUUCUCGAAUCGGAUUCCCCAGCCCUUGCGCCUCAAAAACAGAUGAGAAACGAACCUCAAAAUAUCCAAAUAUCUGCUGAAUACAUUGCUAGAAUCAAAGGAACUGAUGUUAGUCAUGUCUGUGAGAUAACAACCCAAAAUGCCUUUAAAUUAUUCCCAAGACUAAAAAAUUUUCUUCAAAAAUUGUAAACAAUGUGUGAUAUAAAUAAAUAAUUAAAUUAUCUGAU